GGGGAUACGAGGUGAUACAGUUUCGCUGUGACGCAGGUCAAACCUUGCCACUGGGACCGUAUGGGUGCCACGCAGGCGCACUUGGGCAGACAGCAGAGCUGGUCGACAGGUAUCUGAGUGGACCGACUGUAGCAACGCAACUAGCACAGACCGGACAGGCUCGGAACACCGCAUCAAAUAGAGGCUCUUCACACGAGACAUUUUAAUAUGUGAGAGAAGUGCCAUACCUGGUGGAGAGAGGCUGUACAGCACACGUGUGGCAUAGUGCGUGUCAUACGUUACAUCGUGAUACGUCACAAUGUACAGCGUCAGAGGGGUUGAUGGCGGUGAAUGUAUUCUCCAUCUCUUCGGCUCUGGAGAACCUGAGUCGUCAUGAGAUGCUGUCCUGGGUCAACGACUCUCUACGGCUCACCUACACCAAGAUAGAACAACUGUGUUCAGGUGCAGUGUAUUGUCAGUUCAUGGACAUGUUGUUCCCUGGCUGUGUCCUGCUGAAGAAGGUGAAGUUCGCAGCCCGGCUGGAACAUGAGUUCAUCAACAACUUCAAGGUCCUACAGGCCUCCUUCAAGAGAAUGGGCGUAGACAAGAUCAUCCCAGUAGAGAGGCUGGUGAAGGGGAGGUUUCAGGAUAACUUUGAGUUCAUCCAAUGGUUUAAGAAGUUUUUUGAUGCCAACUACGAUGGGAAGGAGUAUGACCCUGUGGCCACACGCCAGGGGCAGGAGGGCGCCCCCUCACCCAACCCAGGCCCCCAGAGGACAUCUCCCACAGUGACCAAGACAGCCCCCUCCAGGCAGAUAAACUCUGCCUCCAUCCGCAGGGCGAUGCCCACUAGAGCAACCAGACCAUCAGACGCUGAGAUCCUAGAACUGAACCAGCAGAUGUUGGAUCUGAAGCUGACGGUGGAUGGUCUGGAGAAAGAGAGAGAUUUCUACUUCAGUAAGCUGAGAGACAUCGAGUUGAUCUGUCAGGAGAAUGAGACCAACGCCAGCCCAACACUCUCCAAGAUCAUGGAUAUACUGUACGCUACUGAGGGCGAGGUUGAGAAAGAGAAUACCUUCUCAGACAACUUACCUGAUCACUAAAGGAUGGCUUCAUGGCGCCAGAGUACGACAAGGUGGAGGAGGCGCCACAGGGAGACCAAGAAGAAUACUAAACACACCUCCUUUCUCUGCACCACUCCACGCCUCCUUUCUCUGCACCACUCCACGCCUCCUUUCUCUGCACCACUCCACGCCUCCUUUCUCUGCACCACUCCACGCC
Oncorhynchus mykiss (rainbow trout) is the source of this 1260-nucleotide messenger RNA. Lineage: Eukaryota; Metazoa; Chordata; Actinopteri; Salmoniformes; Salmonidae. The record is from RefSeq and is a predicted model, not a curated record.